Messenger RNA from Ipomoea triloba (trilobed morning glory), 1675 nucleotides. RefSeq lists its product as uncharacterized. The record is from RefSeq and is a predicted model, not a curated record. The transcript has 8 exons. Bases 221 to 1261 code for a protein of 346 amino acids. NCBI's taxonomy places the organism in Eukaryota, Viridiplantae, Streptophyta, Magnoliopsida, Solanales, Convolvulaceae.
UCAAAACCCAUGAAACUGUCCCUCGGAGGGCGAUUUUACCCUUUUUCCUUUUCUAUUUGUAUGUUUUCAUGGAGCUCACACUAGAAGAGAUCAGAGAUGAUAACCAUGGCGGUCGCCCUUACGGAAUCAAUCGGCUCUACGGUUUCUAAGCACUUACGGGACCGACAGUCUCCGGUCUAAGAUAUGCAAUUGACAACUGAGAGGGAGAAUUUGCGACGAAAUGGGCUUCAAUACAUCAUCGCCAAUCAAAUUCGCCUUCUUCUUCUCCCUCUCUUUAGCACUAGCUUCCCGCUCCACCUCCGACACCGCAUUCUUUCCUAACUUCUCCAUUCGGAAGCUCAAUCUCCGUCGUUUUUCUUCUUUAUUGCCGUCGCCGGAAUCGGCUGUCCCCAAGGCUACACCAUCUGACUUGCUGGCGCUAUUGGGAACAAAACAGCAGGCCUCCGCUAUUGAUGCCCGGGAGGCUCAGGAACUCCGCGCCUGCUUAAAAUUCCUCGUUCCUUUCGUUCCCAGAUACGAAUCCUCGCAAGCUUGGAGCGCGCUGGGUUUGGAAUUGAGUGGUUCCGAGGGUAGGCAAGAGGAGAAUGAGCUUGUUUGGUGGCCACCGGAGCCGGUGAUGGAGCUCGCACGCCUUGCCGUUGACUCUGGUGGUGAUCCCGGGUCUAUUCAUUGGGCACUCGAUCCUACGGUUAUCCCUGUUCCUGAUGUCGAAGGGUCAAAGAAAAAUCGGUGUGAGCUGACUAGAACUCCUUAUGGGAGACAUUUCAUAAAUGAGGAGAUAAAUUCAUACCUAAAAUUUUUGUUUGAGAUGAUUGUCAGUCGAGGCCCUGAGGUAGGACUGAAUGUGUCAUUGAAUCGAUAUGACCUCUUUCAUGGUCAUCUCUUUCUUGCCACAGACUCUCGAAGGCUUGGUAUUCUGUUUCAUGCUAAAGAAUACCUGGCAUAUGAUGAGAAAGUAUUCCCAGUCAAUAUGGGCUACUGUCAAAUAGGGUCUAAUGUGACAUAUGAUGAUUCAAUCAAUUUACGGAACAUAUUAUGGCUAGCUCCUUUACCAAGUGAAUCCACAAAGGAAUGGUUGGCACCAGGAGUCCUUGUAGUCUUGGAUGCACAUCCGGAUGGUGUCAUAUAUCGGGACCUCAUACCAGAGUACGUCAAUUUUGUGAGGACCCUUUAUGAAGAUGAUUUUGGGCAGGCUGUAGUUGAUGUUAACUACUUAAAUGUGGGAAUUGAAGCUCCCGAGUUUCAGCUUUUCAUUUGCUGACACAUUCUGGAGCUCCAUUAUUUUUUCAUAUUUGAUGCCGUGGUGCUUGAAUGGAUGAUUCCAGAAAGAAGACAUAUUAAUUCUCUUGAACAGUGAAAUCUUCAGUUUCUUUAUUGCUAAUAAUGCACAAACAGCUGUCUGUUGAAAAGAAAAAGAUUAAGCCAAACUUGAAUUUCUUGCUGCAAAGGUACUCAGCCUGUGCCCUGUGGGAUUAGUGAAUAUCAUACAUUAUUUUUGCUUUGUUGGUACAAGAAUAUCAUACAUUCAUACUUUUUUAGUCAACUUGAAAUUCCAUUGCCAAUUAAGCUUUUAUUUUUGUAUAUUUUUAUAUAUUCUUUUCACAAGAAAAUUGUCCUUGAUUCUUCAACUCUCAAUGGUGUAGUAGUGGAAUUUGAUACUUUGAUAACAUCCAAA